AAUACAUGGAAGUACUUCGUGUCACACGCACAAGUGUGGUGCUGCCUAUGGUGAUUUUACUACAUGGUUAUUCUUGUUUAUAUACUUUUAUAGACUUUGCUUGUUUACUAUUUUAUGUGUGCUCAUCUCAACGUCUUGUAUCUUAAACAUUAUGGGAGUUCCGGCAUUUUUUCGUUGGCUGUCCAAGAAAUAUCCAUCCAUUGUCGUACAUUCAGUUGAAGAGAAGCCUCGGGAAGUAAAUGAUGUGAAAAUUCCAGUUGAUACAAGCAGACCAAAUCCAAAUGAUGUUGAAUUUGAUAAUUUAUAUUUGGACAUGAAUGGCAUCAUACAUCCUUGCUGUCAUCCUGAGAACAAGCCAGCCCCUAAGAAUGAGGAUGAAAUGAUGAUUGCUAUUUUUGAAUAUAUUGAUAGAAUCUUUUCAAUUGUUCGACCGAGGAAGCUGUUGUACAUGGCAAUUGAUGGUGUUGCACCAAGAGCGAAAAUGAAUCAGCAAAGAUCAAGACGAUUCAGAGCAUCAAAAGAAUCAAAAGACAAGCGUAAAGAUCUGGCUAAAUAUCGUGAAGAAAUUUUAGGACAAGGGGGUGAAUUGCCACCAGUAAAAGAGAAAACCGAACAUUUUGACAGCAAUUGUAUAACACCGGGCACUGAAUUUAUGGAUAACCUGUCGGUUGCUUUGCGAUAUUACAUUGCACAGAGGUUAAAUGAUGAUCCUGGAUGGGAAAAUAUUAAGGUGGUGUUGUCUGAUGCUAACGUGCCUGGUGAGGGUGAACAUAAAAUCAUGGAUUUUAUUAGAAAGCAAAGAGCUAGCCCAAGUCAUGAUCCAAACACUCACCAUUGUCUGAAUGGAGCAGAUGCGGAUCUGAUUAUGCUUGGUUUGGCUACACAUGAACCACACUUCACAAUCCUAAGAGAGGAAUUCAAACCAAACCAGAAGAGACCUUGUGAACUAUGUGGCCAAGUUGGCCACGACUUUAAAGACUGUACAGGUCUGCCCAAAGAAAAGCAGGGAGAGUUUGAUGAAUUACCAGCACCAGUUGGAGAAGAUGUGAACUUCAUUUUUAUCCGACUAAAUGUGUUACGAGAGUAUUUAGAGAGAGAAUUGAGAAUGGAAGGUCUUCCAUUUCCAUAUGAUUUUGAGAGAUGUUUAGAUGACUGGGUGUUCAUGUGUUUCUUUGUGGGAAAUGAUUUCCUGCCUCAUCUACCAUCUCUUGAAAUACGGGAAGGUGCAAUUGACAAAUUGAUAACUCUUUACAAGAAAUGCUUACCUGUUACAGGAGGUUAUCUCACAGAAAAUGGAUAUGUGAAUCUUAAAGGAGUGCAUAAAAUACUUGUGGAUUUGGGUGAGAUGGAAGAUAGGAUAUUCAAGGAACGUCAACAGAGAGAGCUUCAUUUCCAAAGACGAGAGAAAGAAAAGAAAGCCAGAAUGAGCAUGGAAACCAACCGUCCUCGCUGGACUCCUGCAGGUCAAUAUUCACCCCAACCUGUCUCAAACAACCCGAGAGCCAUCGAGUCUCCGCGACAAGAGGCUUACAAAAUGAGAAUGGAAGCGGGAAAUCGAGCAAAUUUCAAUGCUGCUGCUAAUCUUAGAUCAAUGCUGGUCGAUAACAGCCCCCAAGAAAACUCCAGUACAUCAGGGACAUCUGAUACAAGCUCAACGCCUUCAACGAGUUCAAAUUCGGCAAAGAAAGACGACGAACCUCCUCCUGACAAUAUCAGGUUGUGGGAAGAUGGCUGGAGAGAAAGAUAUUAUCUGCAGAAAUUUGGUGUGUCUUCCGACGAGGAAUCCUACGAGAGCGUCCGAGAUCAAGUGGCCAGUGCCUACGCCGAGGGAUUGUGCUGGGUUCUUCGAUAUUAUUACCAGGGUUGCUGUUCAUGGAAAUGGUAUUUUCCUUUCCACUACGCGCCGUUUGCCUCUGACUUCAAGAAUAUCGAGUCAAAACGAUUUGACUUUGAGGAAGGAACUCAACCGUUUAAACCUUUGGAACAACUGAUGAGCGUGUUUCCUACAGCCAGUGGAAACUUUCUUCCUUCAACUUGGCGGGAACUGAUGGCUAAUCCGGAGUCCGCGAUUAUUGAUUUCUAUCCAACUGAUUUUGAAAUUGAUUUGAAUGGGAAGAAGUAUGCUUGGCAAGGAGUGGCAUUGCUACCGUUUGUUGAUGAGAAACGUCUUUUAACAUCAUUGGCAAAGGUUUAUCCAGAUCUGAACGAGGAUGAAAAGAGAAGAAAUAGCCGAGGAAAAGAUCGUCUUUUUGUUGGGCCAAAGCAUCCGGCAUGCGAUUUCUUUAAAGAACUCUAUGAGAAUGGCGCGGCGGAUGAUUCUGAGGUGGAUUUGGUUACAGAUCUCACGCAAGGCAUGUCCGGUAAGGUGAUGCUCGAUGAUCAAGCCAUAUUGCCUUCGAAAUGUGUUCCGUCACCAAUCCCACAACUAAGAGAUCUGACUGAAAAUCUUGCCAUUGGUAUAAAAUUUGAAGACGUGAACUACGGAGACGACUACGUAUUCAAAGCACAAUUGCUGCCAAAUGUGACCAUGCCUGGUCGUGUUCUCAAACCAGAAGAUUGGAACGAUAAAAGACCUUAUCGACCACAACUUGGCUUCAGUCGUAACACACCAAGAGCCUCGUUGGAUAUGGCAGGGCAAAGAAUGCUUGGCUUCCACAUGAAGACUGGUGGGGGGAAUGCCUCGAGUUGGGACUCCAGAAACGACCGCCGUAAUUCCUACCCGCCUCCUGCGCACGUAACCUCAUAUGGUCGUUCGCGUUUUUCGGCUGCUGGCCCCUGGCCAAGGCACCCCCCGUCGCAUUACAGUAAUGCACCAGGGGGGUACAGCCCUUACCAGAGAGAUGCACAGAGACAUUCUGGUAAUCGUCAGCAUGGUGGAUACCAUUCACAGCAUGGUGGUCAUUCACAACAUAGUGGCCAGUCACAGUAUGGUAGUCAUUCACAGCAUGAUCGCCAGUCACAGUAUGGUAGUCAUUCACAGCAAGGUGGAUAUUCUCAUGGUAACUCGUAUGGUAGAGAUGACAGAAGUGCUGGAUAUGGUAGAGAUGGUCGUCACUAUGACAACAGAGAUCAAAAUGACCCGAGAAGACGAUCAACAGAGAGUUUUAAUGCACCAAACAACGAGAGAAGACGAAGUGACGGGCGACCACCCCAAGACUACAAUAAAAAAAGAUAUCAACCCUACUGAUCACCGUCACCUGAGGAUAUUGAGCAGGUUUCUAUAUACUACGCAAUAACACUUGCUCCUUAACAACAACAAGGUUUUUAAGAUGACGCGCAAGAUUUUACUGUUUAAACAAUCCUUGUGAUAUGAACCUGUGCAAGGAACACUGUAGACAUGGAGUUAUUUAACAUAUUUCAAGCAAUUUUAAAUCUGUACAUUGUUCCGAAUUUGCACGAAUUUAAAAAAUGUUUAAUCUGAGACUAAA
Messenger RNA from Dendronephthya gigantea, 3428 nucleotides. RefSeq names its product 5'-3' exoribonuclease 2-like. Gene Ontology annotation, biological process: nuclear-transcribed mRNA catabolic process. The record is from RefSeq and is a predicted model, not a curated record. Gene Ontology annotation, cellular component: nucleus. Bases 152 to 3187 code for a protein of 1011 amino acids. Lineage: Eukaryota; Metazoa; Cnidaria; Anthozoa; Malacalcyonacea; Nephtheidae. Gene Ontology annotation, molecular function: 5'-3' RNA exonuclease activity; RNA binding. The transcript is spliced from 38 exons.